CAGAAGCUCACAAUACCCAGAGGCAGGGCAGGGUGGGGUCUCCGGUCACCCAAGGUUACUCAGCUGGCUAGGGGCGGAGUGUGGAUUUGAACGGCUCUCCUCCUUGGGGGACCAUGCCAAGCUCAGAGCCAGCUGACUGCAGAGUCCGAGUCCUCUCCACCAUACUGCCCUGCCAGGGUUGGCGAGAAGGUGACAGGACACCACUGCAGGGAACCUGGGCUCCCUCCACCUGCGGCUGAGGAUGAUGCCAUGGCUGCCCUGAGGUGGCCCAGGCCCUCCCAACGGCCAGGUGACCUGCAGGGAGCUCCCCACGUGGCCUGGUCCGACCACACCGAGCAGCCAGGCGCCCGGGGGAAGGCCCACAGCCACCUGGUGUGGUCGGAAGGCGAGGAGGCCAAGGAUGGGGACAGCUCGGUGUCAUCAGGCCGCCUCUCUGGCUCCUCUGGGGGCCACGACUCCUGCACAUCUCCCCCCGGGCCCUGGAAGGAGAGGCCCCCCCAGGUGCUGGGGCCCCGGCGGCAGCCCAGGGAGAGCAACCCACGGCUGGAGCAGCUGCGGGACAAGAUCCGGGCCCAGGCCCAGUGGCAGGCCAGCUGCGCCUCCCUGGGCACCUCCACACUGUCCAGCGCCUCGCGCCUCUACAGAGCCUCCAAGCCAGACCCCCGGAGGAAGGCCAGGAAGCCGAUGCACCCCACUCCAGCCCCGUGGGAGGCACUCAGGCCUGGGGCCUCCGUCAAAGGCUCAGGCGGCCUGAGCGUGGCUCCGUGUGGAGUGGAAGACAGGGCAAUCCCCGGCCAGGGGUGCAAGCUGUCCGGGGUCGCCCGGCGCCAGGCCUCAGUUCCACGGGAGAAAGCCAGAAGGAUGCAAAGUAGUCCUUGCAAAAGGGAGAAGGCCCCCAGAUCACCCAUCCCCAGAAGAGCCACCAAAGACAAAGAUUCUGAGUUGGUUGGUGUUUACGCCUGGAGGAAAGGACCCGCCCUGGUGAGGGCCCUGCUUGGGCCCCCUCCUGCCCUCCCCAGACUCCAGAGCAAGGCUCCCUCAAGAGACCAGGCCCCUACCGUGGAAUUAGGAGAUAGCAAGAGAGUUGGAGCUGCCGAGAGCUCCCCUGUCUGCCCCCGGAUGCCCAGUCCAGCCUCUGUCCAAGGUGACCUGCAGCUGUCUGCCAACGCACCCAACCUGGCUUCCUGCGAUCAGCCUAUGACCAUCCAAAACGCUAUGGCCAUCCUUAGAGACCUCCGCCAGCAAAUCCAGGCCGGGCUGGAGCUGGCCCGGCACCGCCACCCCAGGGGAGGGCCAGAGCUGGGGCGGUCAAAGCCAUGGCUGCAGGACCUGGCGGGGAGGAGGCAGUGGGGCCCCUGGAGCACCCCAGACGUGCGGGGCUCCUUCUCCAAGAGUCCUCAAGCAGGGAUGGAGGGGAGGCACUCCUCCUUAGAGAGGCCUGGCAGCUUCCCCACUGGGCAUCGCUGGAGCACCCUGGCUAGGUGGGAGUCCUAUCCCCAGCAGACUGGAGCGGCCCCAGGACGGAACCCCUCCUUCCAGAGGCCCGGGAGCCCCCCUGAGAGGCUGACCUCCUUGCCUCAGCGGCCCUGGAGUGCCUCGGCCGGGCAGGCUUCCAGGUCCCAGCAGACUGGAGCGGCCCCAGGACGGAACCCCUCCUUCCAGAGGCCCGGGAGCCCCCCUGAGAGACUGACCUCCUUGCCGCAGCGGCCCUGGAGUGCCUCGGCCGGGCAGGCCUCCAGGCCCCAGCGGACCUGGGCCACUUACGAAGACUGGAAGAGCCCCGCCCGAAGACCCUGGAGCCCUUCUGCCCAGAGGUCCCGGAGUGCCUCCUCCACGCAGGGCACUGGCACCCCAUGCAAGGGCAGAGGCUCCCUCCUGCCGCCCUCCGGAGUGGAGCACGGCUGGCUGAGGCCCGCCAGGGGCGCCCCUGGGAAGGAGGACAAGGUGCGGGUGCCGCCACCCUGCCCGAAGCCCCGGGGUGCCCUGGGCCACCCCUACAGCACCGAGGUGCUGCGGGAGUUCAUGCGCCAGAAGACGUUGGCGCGGCAGCGGCAGGCCCUGGAGGAGAAGGCCUCGGCCGUGCGGGCGCUCGAGCUGAGGAACCAGAGGCUGCAGGAAGUCUACAGGAAGCAACGGGAGGCCGUCCUCGGCAAAGCCGUCCCUGUGGUCUCCCAGACGACCCCCGGCAUUGUGACCUUUUUCCCGCACUGUGCGCCAUCCAAGGGCCUGGAAGCUCCCGGGAGCCUGGGGUCGCCUGUGCUGGAGUGGAGCAAGGUGACCUCUGGCAUGGUGCUGGGGGACCAGGAGGCCCGGGGCAGCUUCUGCUUGUGUUUGAACAGAGCCUUGAAUCACACUGACACUCUAGAGAUGGACGGCCCCCAGGACGGCUGGGAUGGUGCCCCCAUGCUGAUAUCCGCCCGCUCCUCCCCGGGCCCCCUGAAGCUCCAGGACCUGACCACCCGCCCCCCGCGCCCAGGCAUGUGCAUCUACCUGGACCCCGAGGAGAGCGAGCGCCUGGUUACACCGGGGCCCCUGCACUUCCGCUACAAGCAGGCUCGGCUACAGGCGCUGGAGACCAUGGCCAACGUCCUGAAGCAACGGAUUGACAUCCUCACGGCCAAGCUGCACAGGUCGGAGGCACCGGACACUCUCGGGGACCCGGUCUCAGACCUGUCACUCUCACGUCGCAGCACUGUGUCCACAGCCCCGGUCUGCUCUGGAGCCCUGGUGCCCAACAGGAGCGGAGGGGCCCCCUGGGACUGGGCAGACAUGCCGGCCGGGACACUUGUCCCUCCCACCUGCUUCCUGGACGGCAGGACUCUGCCGUGGAGCCCCGACUGGGAGCGGCGACAGAGCGUGAGCCCAAGAGGCCACUACGACAGCAAGCCCCGAGGUUUCAUUGAGGACGGGCGUUUGGAGCUGGAUAACAGGCUGGCAAGAAACACGGCUUCCUUGCAAGCCCUCGGCCCCUUCAUCGGGAGCUCACUCGGGGUGCCAGCCAUGUUGGACCCCACCUGCGGCUCCCUGCAGCUGGAGGAGAUGCCGUCGGCCAGAGGGGCGGCGGGCUUGGUCACACCCUGGACCGCGCGAGGCUGCGGUCAGCGCUCCGGGCACCUUGCCAACGUCCCCCGGAAGUCCCCAAGCUUUCUCAAGUCCCUGCAGCUGGACCAGGAGAAGCAGGAGCAGGUGCUGACCCUUCUGCGGCAGCGGGCAGAGCUGGAGGUCUGGGAGACGCAGAAGGCCCUGGACCAGCUGGUCUUCAAGCAUCAACUGGAGCAUCUGAUGGAGAAACACUCCACCCAGGCCAGGCCAGAACCGGCUUCGGCUUCAGCUUCGGAGCGGCCACCGGUGUGUGGAGUCCUGGAGCCGACAACCUCUCCGGACACCGUGACCACCAGACCCAGAUCACACUCAGCCCUGGGCAGAGACGCGGCCACACCCUCCCAAGGUCCCCAGGAAGGACAGCAGAGUCAGGGGGACAAGUCAGCUUCUGCAGAGCCCCGGCAGGAAGUGAGACCAGACCAAGCUCCCUCCCAGCUGCCCCUGGCCAGGCUCUACCCUCGGGUCAACCCCACCCACCAGCGGAGCCUGGCGGGGCCCUGGAGCGCCGACGCCGCCGGAGCCCCGGGCCACUUCACGCUCCAGAUGCUGGAGCUGAGCCUCCGGGAGGAGGAGCUGCACGCCCAGCACCAGACUGCGCUGCUGCGCCUGCGCGAGAAAGCACUGGAGGAGAAGAUGUGCGCCGAGCUGGCCUGGUUGGAGCAGCAGCGAGCGUGUCUGGGCAGCAAGGAGAGCCCCACGGUGCUGGUAGACUUGGUGGAGAGGCAGCUGCAGGCCCUCAGUAGCCUUGAGCAGGAGCAGAGAGAAAUCCGAUGCCUGCGGAACACUCACCUGUUCUCCCACAAGGAGAGGAUGCUGCUCCUACAGCAUCAGAGGGACAUCCUCUGCCUGCGGACGGCCGUGGCACACCUGCAGCAGGAGCUCAAGGCCUGGACCAGGCCGCCUCAGAGGUCUGGCCCCGAAGUCAAGCCUGCUCAGACGGAGGGGCCGGCACAGGGCUCCUCACGCCCCUCGACACCACAUGGGCCUGGCAGCCCCACCAGCCCCAACCCCUGGAGAAGCCCUGAGAGCCCAGGCGCCCAACACCUUCCCACCGGGCAGGAGGACGGGACCCUGCCCCAGGCCACUUCAGCCACGGAUAGUCCCCGGCCGCCUCCAAGGCCAGUGUGCAGAGAGGACAUGCCUGUGGCCGGCGGCUGGCCUGACGCUGGGGGCCGGCUGGCAGAGAGCCAGAGCCCUGUGAGCCAAGGAGACCCCCAGCCCAACCCCCACCCCUUUUCCUCGGAGGAGAAGACCCGGCCUCUGAUGGCAAGCCAUACACAGAAACUCCAGGACCGACACUCCCUGGGCGGAGGGGGUCCCUGCAGCCCCCCGGAAGCCGGCCAGGUGGCUGAAAGCAGCAUGAGCCCAGCAGGGUCGGAAUUGGGGCUGGAUUUUGCCAACAGCCCCAGGGAGGAGCCCCAGCAGAUGGAAAGCUGGCCGUCAGGGGAGCAGAGGAUAGAGACCUGUUGGCAAGAGGACACCUGUGACCCCUUCUCUCGGCCGGAAGCUGCCCCGCCGACCACUGCUCCAGCUCCCGCGCCACCCAGCCCGCGUGCGGGCAGCCCCCUGGAGCUGGGCCCCGAGUCUGAGUCUGAGUCCUCUCCCCGGAGCUGCUUGGGGUCCUGUGCCUCCUCUGUGAGCGGGCCGUCCUGCCACUCUCUUCAGGAGUUUCAGAAGGUGUCUGCCACUCUGGUCCAGCUUUCCCUGUCAGACUGGGAAGCUGGGGACCCCCCCGACGCAGACCCUGGCUGGUCUGGGGAGUUCUCUCCUCAGGACUCCUGGGGGCUCCACCGCGGCGGGGGGCAGGUGGCCCGGGAGAGGGUGGAGGGCAGCGGGGCCGGUCCCCGGCGCGGCUCCCCGACGGACGCAGGAGGCCCAGAGCCAGGCGGAGGCCCCCAGCAGGCGGGCUGGCUGCCGCCUCUCCCGGAUGCCCCCUCUUGGAGGUCAGGGUCAGAGCUGUCAGAGGCGUCCAGCGAGCUCUGGGACGAGGAGAACCUGCUGGAGCCAGGCACUGGUGCUGAGCCAGCCCCGGGGCGCUCCUCCCCUGCGGGAGGCUCAUCCCACCUGGAAAGUGGUGGGGCGCCCUGCUCUGCACCUCCUUCCUUGGGCCUUGGGGAGGGGCAGGAAGCUUCUGGAACCAGCGGGAGCCUGAUCAGUGGAUUAAAUACAGGAAGAGCCAAACAGGCGUCCCCGGAGGCUGCCUGCAUGGCACUCCCAUCCAAAGCCUCUUCCUCCAGUGACUUAGACCUGCCCCUUUCCUCUCCCUCGGGGUCCUUGGCAUCUGAAGCGGUGGAUUUUGGUGAAGGAGGAGACACUGGGCCUCUGCAGGCCUCAGAUGGCUGCCCAGAGGGGGCCGGGGACGCUGACCUGAGACUAUCCAAUGACGGGAAACCCCAACAGGCCUGGUCUGAGCCUGAAGUCCCCGUGAACCUGCGGGCUCCUCCUAGGGACCCUGGCGGUCUGGUAGCCCGGACACCCAAGGGCUGGGCGCCUGGGCGUAGGGAGAGGGGAGACGCCCCUGACUCCCCUGCCCCAGAGGAAGCCUGGUCCACCCUGGCCAGUGGGGUCUUGCCUGAGAUCCUGUCUCCCGUGGAUGACGUGCUGUCCUACGGCAGUGCCGACCUUCCACCCUCCACCCACAGGGAUGCCAGCCUCCCUCCUCUGCCUCCCACCCUCCCAGCAGAGAGGGAGGCCAACGCCACCAGCCUCCACUCAGAAGACUUCCCUCCCCCACCUGAAGAUGCCAUGUCUCCCAGGGGCUCGCUGGGCUCCCCCGGGGAGGAUGCCUCCAUCAAAACUGGGGAGUUGCCCUCCUUGUCUGAGGAGGGCCUGCCUGAGCCGCUGUCCCCAGGGCCCCAGGAAUCAGGGCUCUGCCUGGAGGUGGGCGGACAGGGUGGAAGCCUUAGGGACAAAUUGGGUGAAUCAUGUUGUGAUGGGGGAGCCCAGGCUGUGGGCAGCCAGUGGUCUGAGCCAGCUGGCUGGCUAGGGUCCCCCUUGUGGGGGGGGGCAGGUGAUGCCACAGGGGGGCUCCCAAGGCUGCCAGUGCAGGCCCCAAGCCCAUCCAGAGUGGCCUCUGAGGCCGGGGAGGGUCUGUCAGUGUUGUUGGCGGCUGGAGGUACAGGGCUGUCUGGCACCGGGCAGGGCGACCCAGCUCCUGCUUUGGGCGCAGGCCGCUGGGUGGACGCACCCGGCAUGGAGAGAGCCGAGAUGGUGGAUUUGGUCUCCAGCCAGCUCACCAGAAGGAUCCUGUGCGACUCGCUGGCUGUGCUCUCAGAGAUGGCCCAGCCGGCGGCCCACUGAUGGAGGACCUGGCGUGUCCCCGAGGCUGACCCGGCGUGUCCCUGAGGCUGAUGGGACUCCUGAGGAGACAGUGCAGGGCCCGCGGUGACACACAGACCCCUGUGACGUUGCUGUGUCUUGUACCUGCGUGUGCCGGCACAUGCGGGAAGCUCCGGAAGCCUGGACCCCUGAGGGCAGAGCCGCCAUUCAGAAUAGCCACCUGCCGCUGGUCGUGAGGGUGGUCACCUGACGGUAGGCCGAGGACCAGGCGCUGGCAUGACAUCAAGUGCAGUGGGCUCUGCAUUCUUCUGGAUGCUGGGUCCAUUGCUUCCAGUGGGCACCUGAAAGGGUCCCUGUUCCACAGAGUUCAAGAGGCAGGAAAGUGAAAGGUUGUGCAGGGAGUGUCCGGAGGCUGGCUGGCCCAGGGCAGAUGUGGAAGUCACGGAUUUUAGAGAGAACAGUCUAGAGGAGCUGGGAGGGGAGCAGCUCCCAGGCUGAACGGGGCGCCAGGCCGCAAGACCACCUGCCAGGACAGAGAGCCAUCCGGAAAGGCCAGGGGAGAGAGCGCGGUUCUGGGGACGUGGGGCAGCCCGGGGUGGAGGUGGGCGGGGGGCACGUCUGUACUCACAGCCCCAGCUCUGCUGGUUUCUGACACCCAGGCCUGCAUGUGGGGCAGCCCACCUGUGCAGAUUAGAGGAGCGGCCAGCUCAAGGGCCAAAGCUCACCGGCCAAGACUCGGCCUGUCCUCUGGCGGUAGGUGGGCCGAGGCCUCCCUGAGUGCUCAGGACACCUUCCGGAAGACACCAGAGCCCCUUCCCUGGUGGCCGUCCAGUGUUGAAUGAGCCCUCGGGGACGCAGGUGGUCUUAAGGGGUGUUGGCUGAUCCUUCAGGACUUGGCUUCUCCCAUCCAGGGCCUCAGGCUUCCCCAGCUUUAAGAGAGGAACUCAGUCACUUGACUGCAUUUAUGGACCCCUGGGAAGACCCAGAUUUUUGUGACUUGCAGGUUAGGUGGGAGACGUCUCCAAAGCUGGCCUGGCAGAGCGCCGAGGUCGGCCUGCACCUUCCACCUUCUAGCUCUGGAGAGGGGCCUCCUCCAGGCAGCCCUCCAUCAGGCCCCAGCUCUGGGGCAGCCACGUGUCCAGGCCGGCUGCUGGCCAGACCCACCUUUGUCACACGCUGGCUCAUCCUGGCUCAGGGCUCGGGGAGGCAGAGCUAAGACACUUCACGCUGCCUUCGCCCAGGAGAGGCUUGGGUGGGGGUGGGGGGUGUUCACGCUCUGUUCACGCUCACACUCUGUAGACACAAUUUCCCAACAGCUUCUGAGCUACAGCUCCCUUAUUGAUUUCCUUCUGGUUUUCUGAACAAAUUAGUCUGUAAUUUUUUAUUUUUCUCUAUUUAUUGCUGACCCUUUUGGAUUUACGAGGCCGUGUGAGAGGAAUUAUGUAUUUUACACACACGCGUUUGGCAUGGUAAUAAAUCUCCUGCAUCAAA
Molecule: messenger RNA, 7872 nt
Organism: Zalophus californianus (California sea lion)
Lineage: Eukaryota; Metazoa; Chordata; Mammalia; Carnivora; Otariidae
Gene: CCDC187
Product: coiled-coil domain containing 187
Exons: 24
Coding region: 250-6402 (2050 amino acids)
Biological process (GO): microtubule anchoring
Cellular component (GO): centrosome
Molecular function (GO): microtubule binding
Source: RefSeq, a predicted model, not a curated record